Colius striatus (speckled mousebird) is the source of this 3921-nucleotide messenger RNA. It is a transcript of the gene PALB2, whose product is annotated as partner and localizer of BRCA2. Gene Ontology annotation, cellular component: nucleoplasm. Gene Ontology annotation, molecular function: DNA binding; protein binding. The record is from RefSeq and is a predicted model, not a curated record. NCBI's taxonomy places the organism in Eukaryota, Metazoa, Chordata, Aves, Coliiformes, Coliidae. Gene Ontology annotation, biological process: double-strand break repair via homologous recombination. Bases 184 to 3780 code for a protein of 1198 amino acids. The transcript has 11 exons.
CCGAGCGAGCCAGGAGCUACGGCCAGGGCGCGGCGGCGGGAAGAAGCCGAGGGGAGCGGAGCCCUGCAGACUAAAACCUGCUCUGAUCUUGACACAGAGGAGAAAACAUCUGUCACGUUUAAACAUGGCCCUGAACUCUCCAACGAUGAGGUUAGCUUGCAGGACAGCUGGCAAGCAGAAAGCAUGCAGGCUAGCCAGGAAAACCUGUCCUGUGGAAUCGUUAGGCCUGCCCCUGAGGAGAAGAAACCCCAAACCUCCAGGGGCUUGAUGAAGCUGAGGAGACGGACAAAGACUCUGGUAUCAGGAGAAAGGGAAUCGGUGCGUGAUGUGCUCCCAAUCUGUGCUAGUGGAAUGGGGGAAAAUCAAGUUGCCGCUUCAGAGGGGCUUCGGUCACCAGUCUUCAGGCGAAGCAGUCUCAAGGACACUGGGGAAAACACUCAAAGAGCAUCGAGGCCUGCACUUGUACAGAGAGAAGAAGAGAGUUUCUCUCCUCCUGCUGCAGCAUUAGGAAUUGUGGAGGAUGUGCUUGCUGACAGUGUCCCUCUGGGAGUUGCAGAGCUGGCCCCAUGUGUGCAGAGGGGCAGCAGCUGUGUCUGGCAGACCAAGUACCUCAGUGCUGCUGCCACAUCCAACAGCCCUGAGCCUGCACAGCCAUGUGCAGAGAACAACGACUCUGUUUUACUUGAUGCCAGUGGCGAUGGAGGAAAAGAAAAAGAAAUGGGUGGUGAGAGCAUAUGUGAAGAUCGGGGAGAGUUACGUAGACUCUUGGAUUUAAUGUCAGAAGACGAAACGUUGCCUGCUGGUAGGAAUAACUCUGUGAGCAAUGACAGCCAAAGCCGUGAAGGACAGCAAGGCCACACAAACAGCUUAAAUCCCUUUCCUACAGAUCUCGCUCCAGGCAAUGUUGAAGAACCAUUGGAGAAUCCAGAGCUUGAAAUUCAGUCAAGACUUUCUCAACCAGAAGAGGCGUCGGCUCCUGAAAGCACACUGAGCUCUUGCACGGUGGUCGAAGGGCUUCUCUUCCCGGUUGAAUACUACGUCAGGACCACGCGCCGCAUGUCCAGCUGCCAAAGGAAAGUCGACCUCGAUGCUGUCAUUCUCAGCCAGCUGGGCAGGAGCAAGAAAGGGCAGCGAAGUAAGUGCAAGCAGAAAGAUGAAGAUUCAGAUCAUCCCUCCAAAGAAAGAGCUGAAAAUGAUUUGGGGUCGGGGGCCAUGCCAAUCCCUUUUCUGGGUGCAGAAAACGAUGCAGCAAACUCAAGUAGUUCUCAGAAAUCUCCGUCUGUGUCCAGCAGCAGCAGCACUUCACACGGGGCCAUUUCUCCAAACAGUAGCAUCGGCACGAAGCGAGACCUGAGGCGGGCAAGGAAGAAGCAAAAGGGAAGAAGAAAGUCUUCCUGUAAAACCCCUCUGCAUCAUGUGUCACAGGAUCACAGCUUGGAUCUGCUGGCACCCAGGGAAAGCAGGGAUCUGCUGUCCAAAGAGUGUCAGAGUGGAAAGGAGAACUGUGAGGCCAGGCUUGAAACAUCUGCAGCUGAGCGAAGGCUCUCUGCUGCUGCAGCGCUCAGGUCUGGAGAGACUGGUGCCUUACAGCCAGUGAGUGCUCACCCUCCUCCUGGAGGAAGCCAAGUGCUUGACAAAUCCCAUACGACUCUGCUAGAGCGGGUUCAAAAUCCACUUCAGAGCAGUGAUUCUCUGAAUCCAGCGAAGGAAACUUUUGCCAGCCACACAGGAGAUCUGCAACUCAGCUCAACUGUGUGUCAGGCUGAUGAACAUCCAGUGCAGCACGUUAAGAACGGGGAUGUGCAAGGAGCUCACAGGGCUGAGCAGCUCCCAGCAAUUGCUGUCACCCCACGCCGCUCCCUGCGCUCCUCUGCAAGGCAGAACAUGAGCCAAGCCUCAACAGAUGAGGGCAGAAGAAGAGGUUCCCAGGGUCCUGCUUCUCUCUGCCUUAGUGCUAAGGACCCUGGCACUUGUGGCUCACUCUUGGCCUUCCGCAACCUCCAGUGGCUGACCCCUCAGCUGGGUAUCAGAGACUUUCACUUACCAGAUGAGGAAUUUGGACUACUAAAACUUGAGAAAUUAGAAUCUUCCCCUGUGAGUGACUUGGAGGUUUUUGUUCCUGCCGUGUUUGGAGAUGGUGUGGCUUCAGAGGACACACAAGAUGCACAAAUGAAUCCAGAAACAAAAAGUCUUGAAAAUGAUUCAAUUUCACCUUUAGAAAACAGCUUGUCUGAGUUACCUCCUGUAGAAAGCCUGGCUUCCAAGAGGGAACUUUCCACCCAUGAAUUGCUCUUUACUCCCAUGGGGACUGUCUUACCUGGUGCUCCCACUCAGCUGGAGUCUCAGAUUUCCUCAUCUGUUUUCCCUGUUGUGGGUGCAACCCCAGCUGUUCUACCACCAGCGGGCAGCAGAGUCUUCCCCAGUGCACCCUCCACACCUCUCUCGCAAGCGAGCCUGCAUUCCUCCAAAGGGGAAUCUGCCCUGGUCCUGGAUGAUGGGAAAUGCAAAGCUGCUGCCAUUCCACUGCACUGGGACAACUGUGGUGCAAGAUAUGGUAGCGAAGAGGAGGAAAAAGGUACAACGUUUCCUUUAGGAGCUGAAAGAGGUCCCGAUACUAAAUCUGCUGAGGCUGUAGCCUUGGAGAAGCAUCAGCAGUCAGAGAGCAAAGAGCAGAGAUCCUGCAGAGCUACUCCUGAACAGAAAAAAGAAGUUACAGAACAGUUGACUCCAGUACUGCUUGAUGGCCUGAGUGAAGAGACCUUGCAGCUUGAAUCAAAGCUAAAGGACCCCUCAAGCUGCUGCCCCGUGGAUGUGAGUACGGUGUGGUGGGACGGGGCUGGCUGCAGGGAGCUGUGUGUGGUGACUGCCGCCGAGAGCUCCGUCUCUCUCUGGAAGCCUCUGGUCCCUGACCGCUGGGGAAAGGUCUACACUUGGCAGCUUGGAGAGAUUCCUGUAAUACAGAUCAUUCCUCUGCCAGACUUGUGUAAUCUCGUGUGCAUAGCACUGGGAGAUUUGGAGAUUGCAGAAAUAAGGCUCUUGCUUUAUUCUUCUGAGAAUGACUCGUUCAAGCAAUCGCUGGUGAAAACUGGAAAUAUUAAAGCUGUCCUUGGGCUAAAGGACAGGAGGCUGGUCAGCAGCAGCAGGACCACGCAAGAGCAGCAAGUGGAAAUAGUAUCAUUUUCAGAGACAGGAAGGAGCAAGGAUGGACAGACUUUGAUGCCUCCCGAAGAAACUGUUUUAGCUUUGGCUGAAGUGGAAGGAAUUAGAGAUGCCUUGGUUGGCACCACUGUGGUGAACAGCAUCGUGGUUUGGAAUGUGAAAACGGGCCAGCUGCUGAAGAAGAUGCAUGUUGGUUAUUCCUACCCAGCCUCCAUCUGCCAUCGAGCCUAUUCCGACUCUGGCCUGCUGUUUGUUGUUUUAAGUCAUCCACACGCCAAAGAGAGCGAGUCCUGCGGGAACCCCCCAUUCCGCGUGGUAGCCUUCAACCCCAAAACAGCCAGGAGCGUGGGAGUGACCUUCUCCUCCCUCCCACCUGGGCACGCUGGAAGGUACCUGGAGGGGGACGUGCAGGACACUUGGGCCGCAGCUGUGCUGUCGUCGGGAGCCGUCGCGGUGUGGGACCUGCUGCUGGGACAGUGCACGGCCCUGCUGCCCCCGGGCCCAGCAGGCAACUGGGUACUGGCCCGCUGGGCCACCACCGGUGCCUGCUUGCUGGCCGGGCUGCGGGACGGAACCGUCUGCCUCUACCGGUACCGGCCACCCCAACCCGGAGCUGCCUAAUGGAGGACUGUGGGGCGAGAGUGCCCUGCACCCGGAGAGCCUGGCGCUUCGCCUUGGGCACACCGGGGCCGCCGGUGCGGGGUUGUGCGUGCGGGAGCACUGGUGUGUGCAACGCCAUUAAACCUGUUGGCUUUGGAACGA